Messenger RNA from Talaromyces rugulosus, 2706 nucleotides. RefSeq lists its product as uncharacterized. Gene Ontology annotation, biological process: DNA-templated transcription; regulation of DNA-templated transcription. The transcript is spliced from 9 exons. Gene Ontology annotation, molecular function: DNA-binding transcription factor activity, RNA polymerase II-specific; DNA binding; zinc ion binding. The record is from RefSeq and is a predicted model, not a curated record. Lineage: Eukaryota; Fungi; Ascomycota; Eurotiomycetes; Eurotiales; Trichocomaceae. The coding region runs from base 1 to 2706 and encodes 901 amino acids.
AUGAAGCCAUUUUCGCGACUGAUCCGCUUCGAGUCUGAGGGAGAGGCAUUCUUCGCCGAUCUCAACACAACAACAGAAAUACCAUCAGCAGGGUCAUCAAUAACGGCAUAUCGGACAUAUGAUGAUCUCAUGAACACCCAAGAUUCAGUGGAAGUGACUUUCGAGAAGAUACUCGCUCCAUUGCCACGUUUCGACUUGCCUAUUUACUGCGUUGGGCUCAGCUAUCGAUCUCAUGCAAAGGAAGCUAAGCUCAAUAUUCCCGUCAACCCACCAGUGUGGACCAAGCCGCCUGCUGCUCUGGCGUCGGCCGAAGAGGACAUUGAGAUGAGUCGCUAUUGUGCGUCAAAUUUUCCAGAUUGGGAGGGCGAACUCGUUUUUGUCACGUCGCGAGAAUGCCGAGAUAUCAGUGUAGACGAAGCGGAGUCAUGUAUUCUUGGAUACACAGUAGGCAACGAUCUCAGUUGCCGGUUUUUCCAGCUUCCAGCGCAAAACGGCGGGCAAUUUUUCUACGCGAAAGCAUUCGAUAAAUUUGCGCCUAUCGGACCAGUGCUCGUCAGUCCAGAGCUAUUCAACAGUGGUGAAAAGACAGAAUUGACAACCCGGGUUAAUGGAAAAGUCAUGCAAAAUAUUGAGAUCCAAAAGGAUCGAGUCUUUUCGCCAGCACAGGUUCUUAGUUUCAUGAGCCAAAGCACAACUAUACCCGCGUACACGGCCGUUAUGACAGGCACCCCAGCCGGCGUAGGUGCAUUCAUGACGCCCAAGAAAUUUCUACGACACAACGAUGUAGUGGAAGUUGAAAUAGACGGGCUAGGAGUUCUUCGCAACAAGAUUACCUUUCCGGAUGGGCAAGAUUCACAGCUGCGAAAAGUUAAAUGUAAUCAGCAGCGUCCUACGUGUUCAAGAUGCCAGGAAGCUGGCAUUGCUUGCGUCUACUCGUCAAAACGCCGCAAACCUGGUCCUCCAAAAGGAGUCCGUCGAAAACGACGCUCUCCCCAAACAGGGCCAGACAUGCUCCCGGAUCCUACUCAGUUGAUGAACGAAUUAAACUCGGAGAUAUUUCCUAACCAGGAUAUUGACUCGACAUCUACAAAUAUUGAUUUUCUAUCAGACAGCGGAUUUCCCGGUGCAGAAGCGUUUCUUGGGCUCGAUUUUUCUAAUACACCUUCGACUGGGGCAUCCCAAAUACAAAACACAUCUGGCACUACUAUCGGACUUUACGAGCUGCCAUUUAGUCCAGCGGAAGAACUGGAUUUAUUGAAUAAUUUCUUCGCCUAUUUCCAUCCAUCUGGGUUUCUCUUUCAGAAAAACAAAUUCUUCGCUCAGUACCAUGAUGGACUUCUGGACAGGGGUCUCAUCAACACAAUCCUAGUUGUAACUUUACUGACUUUGAGACCUCGCGCCACGACCGACCAUAUUAAUCUAGAGGAUCUACUAGAUCGAUUGAGGAACUCAUGCUCUCAUGCCAUUGAGACUUCCAGUGGUUUCCUCACACUCGACAUCUUUAGGCAAUCAUGCAUGCUUACCUUUUUCGAUUUCCAUCAAAGACCCGGGCUUCAAAGUUGGAUGAAAGUCGGACAAUUGACGCGUCAUGCAUAUCGACACGGGCUAAACCAAAUUGAAAAUCCCGACACAUGUGCAAUAUAUCAAUUUCCACACAUACUUCAUGAAGAUAUUGAAGAAUGGCGACGUGUGUGGUGGUUCAUUUAUACACUGGAUUCUUACUCAAACAUCAUCGCUGCAACGCCAUUUUUGAUUGACCCGGACGGUAUCAAUACCGCGCUGAUAGGCCAGCAGUCUACGACCACAGGAGUAGACGGCCUGCAGAAGUCAGAAAGAGCUUUUCUAGCACCUGAGCCAGAUCAUUUAUGGAAGACCAUGCAAACAAUUGUCGCCAAUAAGAAUGAAUUAAAUGCCAAUAUCCAUUUGAUUACUACUACGAUACUGCGGAUGGCCGCUAAAUUAUUGUUCUUACGCAAGCAAAAUCCAUCAGAAAGUAUAUUCCGCCGAAUUGAAUCAUUAAAGGGCCAUAUAUCAGCCGUACGACUGGCAAUGCCGUUACGCUAUAUGAAACCGACGAGGGAUGUGAUAAUUAAUGAAACAAAAGAAGAGCACCAUGAACGAUUGGUUUGCAUACUUCAUAUACAUGCGGCUUUGCUUAUGCUAUCUGUCCCUCCAUACCCCCACCAAGAUGAGAAUAUGUGGCUUCUUUCUUGGCGGCAAUGCCUUGAACCAUGUGACGACAUCGUAUCUGCUGUCAAAGAAUGGGAUGGUUCGUUCUCUUCUAAUACAGACCCUGCUCUAUGCUACAUAGUGUUUGGCUCACGAGUUAUAAUUUGGCUACUUGGUAAAUACGGUUUUGAAGAUGACUUCCAGGUACAAGAGAGAAUGAACAGAGCGAGUGACAUUCUGACACUAUUCUUGGAUCAUUUUGAACCAUUGUGCUGUCAACCUACAGUUCUCAAGACAUGGUUUGAAAAGCUCAAUAUUCAAUAUUCUGGGCCUUUUGGACGUGAACAGGUUUCUCAGCUAUUACAAUCAACCAAUGUGCUAUUCCCACUGAAUGCAGCCCAUCCGCCCAUACAACAAGACCAACCACCAAAUGCCACUAUACCGCUAUCUCUCAACCCCGUUGAAGAAAGUGGUCUAACAAUAUCGAACUUAUUUGCAGAAGAUUUCGCCAUCGACGACCUUCAACUUAUAAUUUAG